AUGAAUUUCUCUCUACUUUCUAAAAUGCUAUUAGCAUUAGCAUUGUUUGUUUGCCCGUUUUUUGUUGGUCAUGCUCAACAACUUUCAGGAAAAGCAACAGUUUCAGCACUCUUCGCUUUCGGAGAUUCCAUACUCGAUACCGGCAAUAACAACAAUCUGGCGACUAAUUCCAAAUGCAAUUUCUUUCCGUAUGGUAGAAACUUUGCGGGCGGAAAAGCUACCGGAAGAUUUGGAAAUGGAAGAGUUUUCUCAGAUAUGAUUGCCGAAGGUUUGGGCUUAAAAACUCUCUUACCGGCUUACCGAGACCCCAACCUUUCGAACAAUGAUCUUCCGACUGGUGUUUGUUUCGCAUCUGGUGGAUCCGGUCUCGAUCAACGCACUGCCAGAUUACAAGGAGUUAUAUGGGUUCCAGAUCAGGUUAAGGAUUUCCAAAACUAUGUUACUAAACUAAACGGCGUUGUUGGAAGCCAGAAAGCAAACGCAGUUUUAUCAAACGCCAUAUAUUUAAUAGCAGCUGGAAAUAAUGAUCUUGCAAUCACCUUCCCGACCGCACGAACCACUAUUUCCGCUUAUACUGAUCUCUUGGUCACUUGGACUGAUAAUCUUUUAAAGAGUUUAUACGAUAUGGGUGCAAGAAAAUUUGCGGUUCUUGGAACACUACCACUAGGUUGUUUGCCUGGAGCAAGAAACACUUAUGGGAAUAUAAUGAAACUAUGUUCAGUUCCUGCAAACCAAGGGGCUGAUAAUUUCAACAAAAAGUUGUCUGCGAAACUUAACAAUCUCGGGACAACACUUCCUGGUGCGAGAUUUGUUUACGUAGACAUGUAUAAUCCUCUUCAAAAUCUCAUCAACAAUCCUCAGGCUUCAGGGUUUAUUGAUGUGGCUGAUGGAUGCUGCUGUAUGCCAACAUCGCCUAUCCCGUGCCCUGAUGCAUCUCGUUACGUGUUUUGGGACUAUGGCCACCCUAGUGAGAAGUCAUAUCAAACGAUUGCACCAAGGAUUAUACAAGAGAUCAAGCAGAAACUAGCAUAA
This is a messenger RNA of Thlaspi arvense, 1032 nucleotides long. Lineage: Eukaryota; Viridiplantae; Streptophyta; Magnoliopsida; Brassicales; Brassicaceae. The record is from the annotation of a GenBank genome assembly.